AUGGCCACCGAUAACGCCGUCAGCGUUGCAGAGUCCCUCGCCCAGGGCGGCCCAUCCGACCUAACUCGCACAGGUGUUUUCGCCGCCUUCGCCUCGCUAGCCUGGUACAACUCCAUAGAGCUCAUCAUCCUCUGCUUAUUCUCCUUCAGACGCUGGCGCGGCACCUACUUCUGCAGUCUGCUCGUCGCCUCCGGCUGCAUCAUCCCGUAUUGUCUCGGGUUCGUCCUUCUCUUCUUCCCAACUGGCGUUACUCCUUGGCUAUGCGUGACCCUCGUCGUGCUGGGCUGGUACGGCAUGAUCACCGGUCAGUCGAUGGUGCUGUGGUCGCGGCUGCAUCUCGUGCUGCAGAAUCGGAAGCUGCUGCGCGGUGUGCUGUGGAUGAUCUGUGUCGAUGCUAUGGUCUUCCAUAUCCCGACUACGGUUCUCUUGUUCGGGACUGUUGCUUACCCGACGGGUCGCUGGGCCCGCGCAUACGAUAUCAUGGAGCGUAUACAACUGGUCGGUUUCUGUAUACAGGAAUUGAUCAUUUCGAGUAUCUACGUCUGGGAAACGGUCAAGCUGCUCCGUCUCAGGCCUGAAGGUCGCCCGCAGGGAAUUCUUAAUCAGUUGUUGGUUAUCAAUAUCCUCAUUCUUGUGUUGGAUAUCUCGGUCGUUGUCAUCGAAUAUGUCGGCUACUAUGCCGUGCAGGUCUUGUUCAAGCCUGUCGCGUACAGUAUCAAGUUGAAGCUUGAAUAUGCUAUCCUUGGGAAAUUGAUCGCGGUUGCGCGCGGUGGCACGGACAGUCAGGAUAUGCACUCGAGCAUGCGGGAGAUCAAUGAGACUGGCUCGUUUCCUUCGGAUAGGGACCGGAUUUCGAGUUUGGAGUCGCCAAUGCGGGAUCAUCGGCGGUUCAGUCUGCCCUGGCCUUGGGAAGGGAGUUCCAGUCAUUCUACAUCUACUUCAUCUGGUGUUAUACGGAAUCCAUGA
Messenger RNA from Penicillium mononematosum, 966 nucleotides. RefSeq lists its product as uncharacterized. The transcript has a single exon. Bases 1 to 966 code for a protein of 321 amino acids. NCBI's taxonomy places the organism in Eukaryota, Fungi, Ascomycota, Eurotiomycetes, Eurotiales, Aspergillaceae. The record is from RefSeq and is a predicted model, not a curated record.